Rotaria sp. Silwood2 is the source of this 822-nucleotide messenger RNA. NCBI's taxonomy places the organism in Eukaryota, Metazoa, Rotifera, Eurotatoria, Philodinida, Philodinidae. The record is from the annotation of a GenBank genome assembly.
AUGCACAUUCAAAAGCGUGUCCUUGGUACAAAUGCCUGUAAUGGCUUUUUACAUAAGUCAUCAGGAUCAAGCGAACAAAAGAAACACAAAUGUUGGCGGCGAUUUAUGAAUGAACGAGCGAUUAACCGAGCUUAUAUACCUACACCACAUGAACAUGUUGCAAAUUGUUUAACACAUGGUUGUCUCAUUGUACCAUCUUUUAUUGCUGCUCAACGACUUAUAUCUAGUGCAGAAACACCAAAAGAAUAUUGGAGUAGUAUUAUUUAUGGCAAUGCUCUCAUUUUACUUUUUUCUUUUUCUACUGUCUUUCAUUGUUCAUGUUUCCAUCCGACAUAUAGAGAUUCAAAACUAAGACAUCUAUUACAUCGUAUUGAUCGAGCUGUUAUUUAUAUUUUUAUUAGUUCUAGUUAUACACCAUGGCUUCUUCUUCGUCCAACACAAACCAUUUCAACAACAACUACAAUAACUGUCGUUUGGAUAAUGGCUUUAUUAGGCAUAGCUUUUCAACUUUUAUUUCAUGAAAGAUACAAACUACUUGAAACAUGUUGCUAUAUUAUUGUUGGUCUUCUACCAGCAAUUGUUAUUAUAGAUAUGAUUGAACAUGAUGGUUUAUUUGAAAUGGGUGUUGGUGGUUUUAUGUUUCUUUCGGGUGUAUUCUUCUUUAAAUCUGAUGGUAUCAUACCAUUUGCACAUGCUAUCUGGCAUUGCUUUGUCUUUUUUGGUGCUGCAAUUCAUUACUAUGCAGUUUAUAAUUAUCUUAUUGCACCAUCAUCUGGCAAGGCAGAUUCUAUAACAAGACAUAUUAGCCCUCCCAUACCCUGA